Malassezia globosa CBS 7966 is the source of this 1971-nucleotide messenger RNA. RefSeq lists its product as uncharacterized. NCBI's taxonomy places the organism in Eukaryota, Fungi, Basidiomycota, Malasseziomycetes, Malasseziales, Malasseziaceae. The record is from RefSeq and is a predicted model, not a curated record. The transcript is spliced from 2 exons. Bases 1 to 1971 code for a protein of 656 amino acids. Gene Ontology annotation, cellular component: nuclear pore; nuclear pore central transport channel. Gene Ontology annotation, molecular function: phospholipid binding; structural constituent of nuclear pore. Gene Ontology annotation, biological process: protein import into nucleus; RNA export from nucleus.
AUGUGUACGUACCGGUGGAAUGGACGACAACUCACACACGAAACAGCGUUCGGAGGCACAGGAAGCUCAUUUUCCUUCGGCUCAUCCGCGCAGAGCACAACAGCUGACCAGAAGCCACCCGCCUUUUCUUUUGGUGGCUCAACGACGCCAGCUGCCCAACCACCAGCUAAUUUGUUCGGGUCCAAACCGUCUGCAACUUCUGCACCUUCUUCAGGGCUUUUCGGUCAAGCCCCAAAGCCCGCUGAAUCAUCCAGCUCUGCCCCUUCGCAGCCAUCGACUGGUUUGUUUGGUUCAGCCAAACCUAAAGAUGAGACCAAACCUGUUGCUUUCUCAUUUGGUGGAAAACCGGCAUCUUCAGGAGGCUUUAGCUUUGGAAACCCCGUAAACUCUAACGCGUCUUCUACCAACACAGCCGCUGAGAAUACGACAUCCUCAGGCGGAGGGUUUUCCUUCGGCGCAAAAUCUACGGAUAACACUGCACCAAAGCCAGGUGGUUUUUCAUUCGGCUCAAAACCUGCAGAUAACAAUGUUCCCAAGCCGGGUGGGUUUUCGUUCGGCACACAGCCUGUCGACAAUAAUGCGCCUAAGCCGGGUGGGUUUUCAUUCGGCUCAAAACCAACUGAAAACAACAGCCAGUCCUCUGAUCCGUCGAAGCCCAGCGGUUUCUCAUUCGGGAACAAGCCAGCUGAUGGCAACAGCAACUCCAGCACCACGACCUCUACGACACAAAACUCAUCGGAAGUACCUAAAGGCACUGGUUUUUCUUUUGCCACCAAGCCCGCAGACUCGACCAGCUCGUCCAAGUCGACGGGCUUCUCAUUAGGAACCCAACCGGCGGCUGCCACAAACAACACACAAUCGGAAGCCCCGAAGUCCACCGGCUUCUCGUUCGGAACCAAGCCUUCAGAAUUAAAACCGGAGGAUAAAAAGGAUGAUGCCAAGCCAGCAGGUUCUCUUUUUGGCGGCAACAGAACGACUGACAGCUCUUCUGCUACAAGCAAACCUGCUGAAAGUGGUGGCCUCUUUGGUAAGCCGCCAAGUAGUAAUACAUCAUCCAUUGGUGGCUUUUCGUUUGGUAAAUCAGCGGAAGCGAACAAGCCCGAUACAUCCUCUACAUCAGCGGCAGCAACAGCAACCAAUGCUGCUGGUCCCAAGCCAGUAUCUGCGGCACCUGUAUCAGCCCCAUCUCUUCUUCGGGGAAAAAGCAUGGAAGAUAUUGUGAAAAUGUGGCAAGAUGAACUCGAUGCCUCAAUAAAAGAAUUUAGUCAACAGGCCGGCGAAGUGGCCGCUUAUGAUCGGGUCCUAUUGAAAGGAGGGGAUGAAAUUAGCAAACUCGUUACACAAAUCACACAAGCGGAGGAGCGGCAGUCGGGUAUUGACCAAACGUUGGACUAUGUGGAGCAACAGCAAGCAGAACUUAAUGCUCUGAUGGACACGUAUGAACAGCAACGGAAAGACUUGCUCCAAGCGAGUGGUGCACAAACACAUGGGCGAAUGGAUAUGGGCGUCGCAGAUGUGGAACGAGAAAAGGCCUAUCAACUCGCCGAAAGCCUUAAUACCCAGCUUGACGAUAUGUCGCGAAAUCUUGUUUUGAUGAUUGAUGAGGUCAAUCAAAUGUCAGCGCCCACAAGUGCACGACAAGGCUCAUCCAGAGAUACUACUGAUGCAAACCCGGAAUCGCUUGGCCCCCUUCGUGUUGGCUCAACAGAUAUUUUGGCUGGUCAUGAAGAUCCCAUCAUGCAAAUCUCAGCCAUCCUCAAUGCGCAUUUCAGCAGUCUCAAGUGGAUUGACGAACAUACUUCGUCCCUGCGCGAUCGUCUUGAAGCUCUGCGCCGUGGACAGACGGAAAAGGCACUUAUCCAUGAUACAUUGCGCUCCAGCGUUGGUCCAGACUCGCCACGGAGCUCUACACCAAGCCGUUCACUUCGCGAGAGUAGCACGGCGCCUCGAUCUCGAUUCCUGGGCGUAUAG